AUGAAGCCAUCAAAGCUAAAACGACAUUUAGUAACUAAACAUCCCCAAUUCCAACAUAAAGAGGAAGACUUUUUUAAAAGGUAUGAAAAUUCGAUAAAAGUUCAAAAAAAUACUAUGCGUAAUUUUACUUCAGUACCUAUAAAAGCUCUAGCUGCGUCAUUAGAGGCUUCAUAUUUAAUUGCAAAAACCAAAAAAUCACACUCUAUUGGUGAAUCUCUCGUUUUGCUAGCCGCUAUAAAAAUAGUAUCAAUUAUGCAUGGCGAAUCAUAUGCAAAUGAAUUAAAAACAAUUCCCUUAUCAAGAGAUACUGUAUCACGUCGAAUUGAAAAUAUGUCCGAUAAUAUAAAAUCACAACUCCUAAAUAGAUUACGAGGAAAUUAUUUUGCAAUGCAAUUAGAUGAAUCUACGGAUAUAACUAAUCUUGCUCAACUUCUUGUAGAUGUUGAUCUUGUAUGUUAG
Molecule: messenger RNA, 459 nt
Organism: Cinara cedri
Lineage: Eukaryota; Metazoa; Arthropoda; Insecta; Hemiptera; Aphididae
Source: the annotation of a GenBank genome assembly